Molecule: messenger RNA, 1873 nt
Organism: Myotis brandtii (Brandt's bat)
Lineage: Eukaryota; Metazoa; Chordata; Mammalia; Chiroptera; Vespertilionidae
Gene: GPR137
Product: G protein-coupled receptor 137
Exons: 7
Coding region: 398-1588 (396 amino acids)
Biological process (GO): positive regulation of TORC1 signaling; regulation of autophagy; negative regulation of bone resorption
Cellular component (GO): lysosomal membrane
Source: RefSeq, a predicted model, not a curated record
CCGCUGCCCAGAGCCUGCAGGCAUCGGCGGCUCUCCCCCUCCUGCCAGGACGACUGGAGCGACGAAGGCCAAGGACCCUUCUCCUUCAGCCUCCGCGCCCCCCAGCUCCUGGCUCUGGGACUGGCCCACGGAGGCGACACUCCCCACCCCCACCCUCUGCCCGGAGAGGAGAGACUGUCCUUCCCCGCUCCUGCGUGCGGGCCGGGCCCUGGCCCCAGGCUGCCAGUGCCCCUCUGGUUCAGGGAAGGGCCUGGCCAGCCACAACUUCUUUCCUCCCACACUCCCCCUCUCGGUCUCUGCACCCUGCAGCUCCCACCCCUGCAUAUUCAUUUGUAUCUCCCUGGCCCCCGGCCAGCCCCUCCGUCUCUGUCUCCGGAUUCAGGCCUCCCUCCCUGACAUGGAGAGUAACCUGUCUGGCCUGGUGCCCGCUGCCGGUCUGGUGCCUGCGCUGCCACCGGCCGUGACCCUGGGGCUGACUGCGGCCUACACCACCCUGUACGCCCUGCUCUUCUUCUCCGUUUAUGCCCAGCUCUGGCUGGUGCUCCUGUACGGGCACAAGCGUCUGAGCUACCAGACGGUGUUCCUGGCACUCUGUCUGCUCUGGGCCGCCUUGCGCACCACCCUCUUCUCCUUCUACUUCCGAGACACCCCCCGAGCCAACCGCCUGGGGCCCCUGCCCUUUUGGCUUCUCUACUGCUGCCCCGUCUGCCUGCAGUUCUUCACACUGACGCUGAUGAACCUCUACUUUGCCCAGGUGGUGUUCAAAGCCAAGGCGAAACGUCGGCCGGAGAUGAGCCGAGGCUUGCUGGCUGUCCGAGGGGCCUUCGUGGGGGCCUCGCUGCUCUUUCUGCUGGUGAAUGUGCUGUGUGCUGUGCUGUCCCGCCGGCGCCGGGCACAGCCCUGGGCCCUCCUGCUGGUGCGUGUCCUGGUGAGCGACUCCCUGUUUGUUAUCUGCGCGCUCUCUCUUGCCGCCUGCCUCUGCCUUGUUGCCCGGCGGGCACCCUCCACCAGCAUCUACCUGGAGGCCAAGGGGACCAGUGUGUGCCAGGCAGCGGCGAUGGGCGGUGCCAUGGUCCUGCUCUAUGCCAGUCGGGCCUGCUACAACCUGGCGGCCCUGGCCUUGGCUCCCCGGAGCCGGCUGGAUGCCUUCGAUUAUGACUGGUACAAUGUCUCUGAUCAGGCGGACCUGGUGAAUGACCUGGGGAACAAAGGCUACCUGGUGUUCGGCCUCAUCCUCUUUGUGUGGGAGCUGCUGCCCACUACCCUGCUGGUGGGCUUCUUCCGGGUGCACCGGCCUCCACAGGACCUGAGCACCAGCCGCAUCCUCAAUGGGCAGGUCUUUGGCUCCCGUUCCUACUUCUUCGAUCGGGCCGGGCACUGCGAGGACGAGAGCUGCUCCUGGGAGCACAGCCGGGGCGAGAGCACCAGCAUGUCAGGCAGCCUAGGCUCUGGCAGCUGGUACGGCGCCAUCGGGCGGGAGCCAGGCUGGUACGGGGGCAGCCAGACUCGGACCACUCCUCUGCUCUUCUCCCAGGUGCUGGACCCAGGCAGCCACCACCACAGUCUCUACUCCACUCCACAGACGUGAUCCCCUCCACCUGUCCCCACAACACUCAGACCCCAGUCCCUCCUCCCCAGGCCCCUGUGCCAAGUUCAUCUGCUGCUUCUUGCCCCGGAUCCCAGGGGCUGUGGCCACCUCCUCCCUGGCCAGCUCCUUGCUACUUCUGUUGUAGUGAGUCUGUGCUGACGGGGGCACGGCCCUGCCUGCCGGAUGCGCACGGCACCCUGGCAUGACCUGCCGCCUCCGCUUCUGUGCUGGAGCCAGCUACCUCUCCUGUGUCUGCCACUCAAUAAACAGUGUCUGUGCCCCAUG